AUGAAACCAACUCGAUGUGUUGAACUUGCAGCAUCGAUUAUUGGACAACUACGACAAGAUAAUGCUGUUCCUCCAAAACAGAUCGGCGAUGAUUUCAAAAUCAAAGAUCAAUCAGGUCAAACGGUUUUUCAAGCUCGAUCAAAACAUCCCAUAUUUGGCGAUAAAUUCAUUCUUGAAGACAUAAACGGACGGCCACUGAUCCAAAUUCGAGGAGAACCUUUUUUCCACAAUAACUUCGAAAUUUUUGCCUAUACUUCUGAUGGUUCCAAAGAACUUCUUGCGACGAUUAAUAGAACAUCCGUCUGGAAACAUAAUUUCAUUAUUCAAACGACCUAUGGUCAAUAUGAACUGAAACAAGAUGGUCUACUCGCUCUUUCAUAUCUUCUAACGAAAAACAGAGGUCAAGAUACUGUGGCAACUAUUCAACGACAUGGUCUUUCGCUGAUGGAUACAUUUACAGUAGGAAUUAUAGAGAAUGAACAAGAAAAUCAUGCAUUUAUUUUGUCCAUGAUCAUUGCUUUGCAUUGCACAUCUCAUGAUUAG
Rotaria sordida is the source of this 543-nucleotide messenger RNA. The record is from the annotation of a GenBank genome assembly. NCBI's taxonomy places the organism in Eukaryota, Metazoa, Rotifera, Eurotatoria, Philodinida, Philodinidae.